AUGGGUGAUGAUUCAAUGCCGAUUUGUGUAGGCAUCAAUGGUUUUGGACCAAUCGGCCGGGCCGUUCUAUUCUCGUCCUUCACCGACCCUCUAGUGAAUGUGACCGCUAUCAAUGAUGCAUCCACGAGCGUUGACUACAUUGCUUAUGUGGUGCAGCGUGAGAGCCCUCUCUCCACAGAGGAGAGGGCCUCCGUUAUUGUGGUGGGAGACUACGUAUGCAUCCAAGGAACACACAAGAUUCGCGUCACGCAGAAGCAUGAUCUUGUAGAGAUUGGCUGGCGCGAAGCGGGUGUAAGGUACGUGGUAGAGUGCAGCGGCCUAAGCUCCACGCGAGAGCGAUGCUGGGGCCAUAUCACUGGCGGGGCAAGCGGCGUCGUCAUCGCGGGGCAAAGCGCGGACGCGCCGACUGUCAUCAUAGGCGCAAACGAGACGGAGCUAAAGAAGGCGUACCCAGUCAUUUGUGCCGGUGCCCCGAUCGCCGUGGCUCUCGCUCCUCUCAUUCGUCUUUUGCACGAGCAGUAUGGUGUGGAGGAGUGCUCCUACACAGCUAUCCACGGCAUGCGGACGGUGGAGCCCACGGCAGGGAGGUCUAAGAACACACAGGACUGGCGCCAAACGAGGGCGGCGGCCGACGCCAUCAUCCCGUACAGCCAAACCGGAAAUAAGACGUUGGAAAAGAUCUUCCCGUUUCUCGCAGAACGAAUAUCAGGAAGCGCUUUCCAGGUCCCCGUAACAAAGGGAUGCGCUGUGGACAUGCUGGUGCGGUUGGCCCAGCCUGUUUCUAAGGAGUUGCUGGAUGGCACUAUCAAGGAGGCCGCUGGAGGUCAACUCAGAGAGGUGUUGAUGUACUCGGGUGCGGACCUUAUUAGUCGUGACUGCGUACCGAACGGCAAGCUUUGCUACGAUACAACGAGCUCUCAGUGUUUGCGUGAUGGGGAAGUUCACAAACUAUUGUUGUGGUUUAACUUCGACGGCAGUUACGCAAAUCGCCUUCUUUCCCUGGUUCCAUUCCUGCAGAAAAUGAACGCCGCGGAGGAAAUGUAA
This is a messenger RNA of Trypanosoma grayi, 1044 nucleotides long. RefSeq names its product glyceraldehyde-3-phosphate dehydrogenase. The record is from RefSeq and is a predicted model, not a curated record. Gene Ontology annotation, molecular function: oxidoreductase activity, acting on the aldehyde or oxo group of donors, NAD or NADP as acceptor; NAD binding. The coding region runs from base 1 to 1044 and encodes 347 amino acids. The transcript has a single exon. NCBI's taxonomy places the organism in Eukaryota, Euglenozoa, Kinetoplastea, Trypanosomatida, Trypanosomatidae.